GUUUGUUUGAAGAAAGCGCGGUGUAUUUUUUAUUAUCAUCAUCAUGUCAGCCAACGAAAAUAAUUCGGAAAAAGAUAUUGAUAAUGAUGGUGGUGGUGGUAGGGAUGAUGGUGAUUCAAAUGAUGGAUCAUCAUCUCCUAAAUCCGAAACGAAUGAUCCGAAUUCCAAGCGAAAAAUCGCCGACGAUGAUCCGCAUGAUGAUGGUGAGGAUCAAGAGGAAAAUGAACAAGAUUUAGACCCAGAACAAUCAUCACAACCGAAUAAAAAACGUAAAAUAAUUCCAUUCGAAAAAAUUUAUCUGGAUAAUCUACCACAAAGUGAUGCAUAUGAACGUAGUUAUAUGCAUCGUGAUACAAUAAAAUUUGUUUUGGUUGCCCGUAAUACUCAUUUUAUUAUUACAGCAAGUAUUGAUGGACAUAUAAAAUUUUGGAAAAAGAAAGCAAUCGGUAUUGAAUUUGUUAAACAUUUUCGUGCACAUCUUGGUACAAUUGUUGAUAUGAGUAUUAAUAAUCCAUUAGGAUCAUUAUUAGCAACCAUUUCGGAUGAUCGAUCAUUGAAAAUUUUCGAUAUUAUUAAUUUUGAUAUGAUCAAUAUGAAUAAAUUGGAAUUUAAACCUGGUUGUGUUGAAUGGUGUUAUACAACAAUGUCAACCAGUGGUGUACAUGACCCGUUUCCAGUAAUAGCCGUAUCCGAUUCAGAAUCAAAUCAAAUCUAUACAUUCGAAGCAACAAGUACAACAAAUCAACCAUUACAAAUAUUAGAUCGUAUUCAUAUAAGUCCAGUAGUUCGGAUGCGUUUUAACCCAUCGUAUUCAACAAUGGUAUCGGUUGAUCAAAAUGGAAUGCUAGAUUAUUGGAGUACACAUCGUAAUGAUUAUCGUUUUCCAUCGCAAUCGGUAAAAUUUGAAAGUAAAAUGGAUACAGAUUUAUAUGUAUUAGCACGUUGUAAACAAAUACCACAUGAUAUAUCAUUUUCAUUGGAUGGACAAAAUAUGGUUAUGAUAUGUUCUGAUAGAAAAAUACGUCUAUUUCGUUUCCUUACCGGUAAAAUGAUACGUGUUUAUGAUGAAAGUCUACAAUCCAUUACAUUAUUGCAACAAAAUCAACCACAAUUACCUAAUAUGGAAUUUGGUCGUCGUAUGGCUAUUGAACGUGAUUUAGAAAAAUCCGAAUCAUUUCGUAUGGAAAAAAUUUGUUUUGAUGAUUCUGGUUAUUAUAUUAUCUAUCCUACUAUGCUUGGAAUUAAAAUUCUUAAUUGGUAUACGAAUAAAUUGGUCAAAAUGAUUGGUAAAGGAGAGAAUUUUCGUCCAUUAUCGCUGGGUCUACAUCAACAGAUUGCCGAUUUAAAAACAACUAAAUCUAUUUUGACACCCGAAAUGAUAACCGCUAAUAAUCCAACAUUAGAACAAUCAUCACAUUCAGAUCCGACAAUAUUUUCAACUGGUUUUCGUAAAAAUCGUUUUUAUAUGUUUACAAAACGUGAACCAGAUGAUUCGGCUAUAAAUUCAUCCGAAGAUAGUGUACUAACUGGAUUAGAACGUGAUGUAUUUAAUGAAAAACCAUCCAGAGAAGAUAUGAUUGCAGCAACUAGUUCCGAAUCGAGUGGUUCACAAAAAUUAUCCGAAAAUGUUAUCAUUCAUACAACAAUGGGUGAUAUACAAGUGAAAUUAUUUGCAAAAGAUUGUCCAAAAACGGUGGAAAAUUUCGUUACACAUAGCCGUAAUGGUUAUUAUAAUAAUCAUAUAUUUCAUCGUGUUAUACGACAAUUUAUGAUACAAACAGGUGAUCCAACCGGUACCGGUACUGGUGGUACAUCGAUUUGGGGUCGAGAAUUUUCCGAUGAAAUUGUUUCACAUUUAAAACAUGAUAAACCAUUUACAUUAUCAAUGGCAAAUGCUGGACCAAAUACAAAUGGAUCACAAUUUUUUAUAACAGUUAUUGCAACACCAUGGUUGGAUGGUAAACAUACUGUAUUUGGUCGUGUAACAAAAGGUAUGGAAGUAAUACAAGCUAUUAGCCAGGUACGAACAAAUCCAAAAACCGAUAAACCAUAUGAUGAUAUAAAAAUUUUAAAUAUUCAAGUCAAGUGAAUUAGGGUGGUGAAGUGUUAUGUGAUUUUAUUUCAUAUUUUUUUAAAACUUUGUUUAUAACGAUUGUCAUGUGACUAGAAUAAAUUCAUUCAUUGAA
This is a messenger RNA of Dermatophagoides pteronyssinus (European house dust mite), 2186 nucleotides long. RefSeq names its product peptidylprolyl isomerase domain and WD repeat-containing protein 1. Gene Ontology annotation, molecular function: protein binding; peptidyl-prolyl cis-trans isomerase activity. The record is from RefSeq and is a predicted model, not a curated record. NCBI's taxonomy places the organism in Eukaryota, Metazoa, Arthropoda, Arachnida, Sarcoptiformes, Pyroglyphidae. Gene Ontology annotation, biological process: protein peptidyl-prolyl isomerization.